CGGAGUAAAUAAAUACCCACACAGAUCCCUAUGGAAUGAAGGGAAUAGCAACGCACCAUAGCUCGCUGAAACUCAUUCUGUUUGCUUUGGUUAAAGCGUCCACUUUUCUUAUUCUCGAGAGAAAAGAGAAAGUUUUAUUUUUAUUUUUGUUUUUGUUUCUACAAGGGAAACAAAAUGGGUAUCUCGUGUAUUUUUUUCUAUUCUAUGCUUCUGGAGCUCUGAUCUUCAACUUCAUCAACUGCUGCUACACUACAGACUAUGUGAAAUAUGAAUCACAAGAACAAUAACAAUGACAACAAUGGCUGGUUGGGAUUUUCUCUAAUGUCUCCCCAUAUGAAAAUGGAGGCUCCUUCUCCUUCUACAGCUAUGGCUCCAAGCUUUCACCUUUCUCCAUCUCUAUGUUAUGGUGUUGGAGAACCUUCUCCCUUCCACUUUCCUCUUCCAGUUAUUAUGCCUCUCAAAUCAGAUGGUUCACUGUGUAUUAUGCAACCCCUCUCAAGAUCCCAACCAAAUGGCAUGGUAUCAAAUGAUAAUAGCCCAAAGUUGGAGGACUUUUUGGGAGGUGCAACAAUGGGGGGAAAUCCCUUUGGUGGUCAUCAAAGGGAAACAAUGGCUCUUAGCUUGGACAGUAUUUACUAUCAUAACUCUGACCAGGAAUCUAGGCAGAGAUCUAUGGACUUUUUUCAAGAACCCCAAACGCACCAUUCUUACUAUUCUACCCUGCAAUGUCAUGAAAUUUACCAAGAACCACUUCAGGUGGUGGCCAAACCAGCCCAUCACCUUGCUGACUGUGUUGAAAAUGAGUUUAAACAAUGGGGUUCUUCUGGUCAUUUUGGUGGUGGUCAACAAGGCCUUGACCACCACCACACCUCCACUGCCAGCUGUGAGAGUGGAAUGGGUUGCAAUGAGUUGCAGUCAUUGACCUUGUCUAUGAGUCCAGGCUCUCAGUCCAGUUGUGUCACUGCUGCAAGGCAUAUUUCCUCUACUGACCUUGAAUGUGUGGCUAUGGAGUCCAAGAAAAGGGCUUCUAUGAAAGUGGCGCCAAAACAACCCAUCCAUAGAAAAUCCAUUGACACUUUCGGUCAAAGAACAUCCCAGUAUAGAGGUGUGACCAGGCAUAGAUGGACUGGUAGGUAUGAAGCUCAUUUGUGGGACAAUAGCUGCAAGAAGGAGGGGCAGACCAGAAAGGGAAGGCAAGGUAUAUACUUGCUUGGGAAAUGGCAUUUCACUUCUGCUGCUAAUAUCAGUAUAUUUGGGAGGCUACGACAUGGAAGAAAAAGCAGCAAGAGCUUAUGAUCUUGCAGCUCUUAAGUAUUGGGGCCCGUCUACCCACACUAACUUCCCGCUGGAAAACUACCACAAGGAACUUGAUGAUAUGACCAACAUGACUCGCCAGGAAUAUGUUGCACAUCUCAGAAGGAAGAGCAGUGGGUUUUCCAGAGGUGCUUCAAUAUACCGCGGUGUAACAAGGCAUCAUCAACAUGGUCGCUGGCAAGCUCGAAUCGGUAGAGUUGCAGGAAACAAAGACCUUUAUCUUGGAACCUUUAGCACCCAGGAAGAAGCAGCAGAAGCAUAUGAUAUAGCUGCAAUCAAGUUUCGGGGUGUGAGUGCUGUCACAAACUUUGACAUAUCCCGAUACGACGUCGGGAAGAUAAUGGCGAGCAACACUCUCCCUACCGGGGAGUCAGCGAGGAGGAACAGAGAGAGGGCAGCGCCUGUCGAGGCCAUUGAGUAUAAUAACAUUUCCCUUCAACCGAACCACGAAUGCCUUCACGAGGGUAAAACCGCGAAUUCAUCGGACUGGAGUAUGAUGUUGUACAAUACCAACGCGCCUUUCGAACCAAUGCCGCAUGAAAAAGAGCUAAACACGGGGAACUACCAUCAGAAACCGUUGUUCUUGGGGGCCCCGCAUGAUGAUGUCGUGUAUGAGAACGAUGACGAACCCGACAAGCUUCUUCACGAGAGUAGCCACAUGUCGAACCCGUCGUCCUUGGUGACCAGCCUGAGCAGCUCGAGAGAAGCGAGUCCAGACAAGGUGGCGGGUGGCUUGGCAAUGGUGUUUUGCACGAAGCCCACUGCCAUGUCAGCAACCAAGUUCUUGAUUCCAGCUGGCAAUGUCAAUCCUUGCUUCCCAAACACCAUAUCUCACCUCCCAGUGUUUGCUGCUUGGAAUGACACUUGAAAUCUGUCUAUAUUUACGUCAAGGAGUAAGGACCGGAUGAAUGUAGGGUUCCUGUUUAGUUAGUUUCUAAAAGUUCUUAGUGGAUAUUAGUGGGAAAAUUAAUAGAAAGACAUGGUGGGGUAGGGUGGGGGGUCAAGUAUCUGUUUGUAACUUUAUUAGUGAUUUAGUGUUGGACAAGUUUUUCAAGACUAACCCUUUUUUCCUGGCAACGUUGUCGUUUUGAUUUUGGAAAAUGGAGGGAAAUGGAAUUCAAGAAAGUUGUACUUUGGUUAAAUUGGUCUAAUAUUCCAUUGUUAAGUUCUUUAGUUGAUCCUAUUGUAGAUCUAAUCUGGAAGACCACUGUUGGUAGACUUAUAUGAUAGACUAACUCCAAACACUAAAGUAUGGAGGGGUAAGACAUUGUGGUGUGAUUGAACAUUUGCUUUUUCUUUUCUUUCACUUUGGGGUUCUGUAAAGUACAAAAAUCAGCUAAAUGCUUUC
This is a messenger RNA of Cuscuta europaea, 2662 nucleotides long. Lineage: Eukaryota; Viridiplantae; Streptophyta; Magnoliopsida; Solanales; Convolvulaceae. The record is from the annotation of a GenBank genome assembly.